Messenger RNA from Aspergillus clavatus NRRL 1, 996 nucleotides. Its product is annotated as DUF3712 domain-containing protein. Gene Ontology annotation, cellular component: fungal-type vacuole membrane. NCBI's taxonomy places the organism in Eukaryota, Fungi, Ascomycota, Eurotiomycetes, Eurotiales, Aspergillaceae. Bases 1 to 996 code for a protein of 331 amino acids. The record is from RefSeq and is a predicted model, not a curated record. The transcript has 4 exons.
AUGGCCGGCGGUAAGCCAGAUGUCACCGAGCUUGGGUAUGUGGCUUCCCCGUCUGCCAAACCGAGCUUUGGACGACGGGUGGCCGCCCACUACAAGCGCUGGUGGUGGGUUCAUGUCAUCGUCAUCAUUGCCGUCGUGCUGCUAAUCACUCUUCCCUUGACCUAUGUCGGCUAUCCUCGUAUCGCACAGGGAGACAUCAAUGAUUCCACUCUGGACAUCACGGAGAUGAUCAUCUCCAAUCCCACGCCCCAGGGGCUUACCCUCAACUUGACGCAGGCUCUUGGAUCGCACAGCAUUUUCAAGCCGACCAUCUAUGCCUUCGAGGCUGCCGUUACCGUUGUUGGUGCUGCGUCGUCGUUUGCACACUUGCAUGUCCCACAGACCAAGGCCAGAGACGGCACCCUGGUGCACGUCGACCAGCACCUAGACCUCAGUGACCCGGAUGCGUUUGCUGGUUUUUCCAAGGCGGUCAUGUUGAAUGAUGAGCUCAAGCUGAAUGUCUACGGCGAGCCAGACCUGAAGGAGGGCGGCUUGCCCAAGAUUGGUAUCAAGUACAACAAGACUGUUACUCUGAAGGCUCUUAACAAGCUCGAGGGAUUCGCCAUCCAGGAGAUGCACCUUUUAAAUGGUAAAUCAGGCGACGGCCCCAACAUGGGCGGAACCGUCUUCAUCCCCAACCCAUCUAUUAUGACCAUCGCCAUGGGCAAUGUCACCUUGGAUCUUGCCGUCAACGGGACCUCCAUCGGCACUUCUUACCUGGACGACCUGGUGAUCGUUCCUGGCGACAACCACCACCCCAUGACCUCCAAGAUCGAUCUGGGGGCCGUCAUCAAGUUCCUGAGCGCCUACCCUGACGGUCUCCCUGUCGCCAUCACUGGAAACCCGACCAACUCGAGCGUUUACAACGAGCAGCCUAUCCCGUACUUCAGCCAGGCACUGGCCUCCAACGAACUCAAUGUGAAGUUGGACCUUGCUAAGCUCAUGACGGACCAGUGA